AUGCCAGUGGAGGGAACAAACCCUCUCAUAAACGCCCGAGAUAGGUUAUUCCGCGCCCUGUUUUUCAAAAUGGCGCUCAUGUAUGCCCGUUCUUUUCCUCCGCCUGUUCGACUGCUUUUGGAGAUGGGAGUGCUCAUGAAGCAAUCGGCAUUUGAUAUUGAUUGUCUGAAUCAACUGAUUUCUUUUAGCGAUUUUUAUCAACCAUGCCUGGUUUAUAUCUACACGACUAAUUUACCACCAAGAUGUGUCACUACUCUGUCACAGCAACUGACUUCAAGUUUGAUUUGUUUCUCAGAUCAUUUGUUUAAAUGCAAGCUGACAGCCAUGCGUUCUCUGCAGUACUGCUGUUUAUUGAUUCCAGUUAAGAACAGAGAACUGCUGCAAAUGCUGUUGAAAUUUAUGGUUAAGCUGAUGGACAAUCAUGUGAUAUCCUUAAGUGAUGAAUUACCCACCAAAGAAAUGCUUAUCCAGUCCUUUAGUCGUGCAAUAUUUGGUGUUUCUUCGGACAUGGAUGCAAUUAGGCUUGUUUACUUUAUGAUGGAAACGUUUCCUGAAUUUUUCAAGAAUCCUGAAGGACUUCAAUUUCAAGUUGAACAGCGACUCUUAUUCUUGAAGAAUUGUCGAGAAAACAAGUCAGUUAUUGUGCCUCCUGAGGGCCCCGUUGUGUCCUUUUGUGAACGGGUCACGCCACAAGAAUACAAAGAACAAUCUCUAAUUACAUCACAGCGUUCCUUGAAGGACCUUCUCAACAGAAUUGUCGAUGAUGAGAGUUUAAACGCGAAAGACAAGAAAAAACAACUGAAACAGUUUGAGAAGUCUUAUCCUGAUAUCUAUCAAGCAAAGUUUCCAGGAGACAACUUAUCAACCUGUUCACAGAGGUCACAGAGAUCAGAGAAACUUAGACAAGUUAUGAAGCCGCUGGCUAUACUUAAGAACUUGCGAUAACAGAACUCUCUUGAAGGACCAAACUUGGUGGUGUCUUAUGGCCAUUUGCUGGACUUCUUCCUGUUUAUUACUUUUAACAAGACCAAGUAAUUUGGAGUAUCUGUUGUAUCCGGUGAUCCCUGUGGUACAACCGUUCAUUGUUAGUCCCUUCCGAGAAGGGUUUUAUUUUUUCCUCGUCGCGCAAAAUGAAAAGGCCUAGACUUACAUACGAGAUUGUUUUAUUAUAUUUUUUAUAUCAUAUAUAGCAUUUUAAAGCUUUCAUAUUUUAGGAAUAAUGUUUUAAUCAAUUGACUGAUCGAGAUUAACUAUUAUAUAUACUAUUUCUGAGAGAACUGUCAUCAGAUCGAAGCCGAGAGAUCAAUCGUAGCCGGAAUGUUUCCUUUUUGUGGGAUUUUAUACUUUUUUUUUUCAAGUUUUCUUAGCCAAAAUUUCAACCUCCCCCUCAGGUCGGGAGUAAGAAAACGGAAAAGAGAGAUGAAAUCUUGUGUUUAUUUGGGUUCUGUAAUUAGGACCGUACCUGUAGUACUCAUCGUCAUAAUAUAUUCAUUUAUUCGAUAUCAGUGGAAAACAGAGCUGAAAAUGAAUCGA
Molecule: messenger RNA, 1533 nt
Organism: Orbicella faveolata
Lineage: Eukaryota; Metazoa; Cnidaria; Anthozoa; Scleractinia; Merulinidae
Product: DEP domain-containing protein 1B-like
Biological process (GO): intracellular signal transduction
Source: RefSeq, a predicted model, not a curated record